Molecule: messenger RNA, 1282 nt
Organism: Daphnia magna
Lineage: Eukaryota; Metazoa; Arthropoda; Branchiopoda; Diplostraca; Daphniidae
Product: vacuolar protein sorting-associated protein 26C
Exons: 8
Coding region: 158-1057 (299 amino acids)
Biological process (GO): intracellular protein transport
Cellular component (GO): endosome
Source: RefSeq, a predicted model, not a curated record
AUCUACGUUGCAGAAGACGAUAGAAGAUCAGACAAUCUGUCAGUUUAUUCGAGUCCCGACUUUCCAUUCAAACAUUAUUGCAAAUUACGGGAACAGCAAGUAUUUCAAUACUGUUUAAUGAUUACGUCUGUGUGAUUCGUGCAUAAAAUAUGAAAGGAUGUCGGUCUCACUUGAUAUCCGCCUCAAGAAACCUAGCAAGAUUUAUAGAGAAGGAGAAUCUGUCAGUGGCAUUGUAGUCAUAUCUUGCUCAACAGAGACCCGCCAUGAAGGUGUAAACCUAACCAUUGAUGGAAUUGUAAACCUUGAAUUGAGUUCCAAAUGCAUUGGACAGUAUGAAUCUUUCUAUAAUUCUGUAAAGCCGAUUCAGCUGGUGCUGAAUACCUUUGCAAUUUGCAAGGGAUCUGGAAAAUUUCCUCAUGGAACAACAGAAAUUCCUUUUAUGUUUACCCUUCAGGGUAGUCAGACAAAAGUUCUAUAUGAAACCUAUCAUGGUGUAUUCAUCAAUAUACAAUACUUCAUUAAAGUGGACAUGAAGCGUGGAUUAUUAGCCAAAGAUCUUGAGAAGUCCUGUGAAUUUAUUGUAGAGUCUUCAGGCAAGAUGGCUGAAAAGGCCACAGCAAAACCUAUUGACUUUGUCAUUGUCCCUGAAUCUGUUCACAAGCUAAAAAGCAAAUACAAUGUGCCAAAUUUCAAAAUAACUGGCAAAAUUGACUCGCUAGUUUGCAGUAUCUCCAACCCAUUCACCGGAGAAAUCACUAUUGAAUCCUGUGAUGAAAAAAUCAAAUCAAUAGAAGUUCAGCUAGUCAGAAUAGAGACGUGCGGUUGUGCAGACGGUUAUUCAAAAGAUGCCACCGAGAUCCAAAACAUUCAAAUUGGAGAUGGUGACGUUGUACGAAAGAUACCCAUACCUAUUUAUAUGGUUUUUCCACGGCUCUUUACUUGCCCAACAUUGAGCACAGCAAAUUUCAAACUCGAGUUCGAAGUCAACAUCUCGGUUGUGUUUGAAGACAACCACCUGGUUUCCGAAAACUUUCCAAUAUACAUCACGCGGUUUUAGAUGAAACACUCCAACACGGUUGAGAGAGAAAACGGGAACUAUCGUAAACUAUCAUUCCGUUGUGAUCCACAUUUCUUGUACUGUCUCAAAGAGUUCCUUUCGCUAAUGACUCACGAAAUCGAUAUGCACAAUUAAAUUCCGAUUGUUAUUUUGAAUGAUUCUUUUAUAAUAAGCCAGUGGGCUUGAAUGAUUAAACCAUGAUUGAAAUAAAGAAAUGUUCGGUGA